AUGUGUAAUACCAACAAUAAACCCGAAGUGAUAACCAUGGAUAACACAGUAGCGGAAAAGGAAGACGGAGCCAAAGAUAAAAUUUCAAAUUCAUCAGCGCUAAUGCACAUGAUUAAAUCCACCAUUGGUGGUGGAUUUCUAGCAAUGCCAGAAGCGUUUCAUAACGCCGGACUGUUGGUGGGAACAGUGGGCACGAUGAUCCUUGGAGUGGCCGUUUUAAAUAUGAUGUCCUUUAUCGUUCGUAUCUCCCAGAAAUUGAGAUCCGGUAAAUACGCUGCCGCAAUUUUGGCAGAAAAAAAUAAAAAUGAUGGUGGAAUUGAAGGCAAGAAUGACGUCGUAGAGCAAAUUGACUUUAAUUCCAAUAAACUAAUUUUAAAGCCGAUGGACUACCCGGACACAGUGGAGGCAGUGUUCAAGUACGGCUCAGGAGGCCAUUUCGCGUCAUGGGCCCAACGUGCCAAAAAGUUAACCACUGUUACAUUGAUCGUGACUUAUUACGGAGUCAACAUCAUCUACGUGUGCAUCGUGGCCAGCACCACCAAGCAGAUAGUCGACGUUCACACUAAGGAUUCAGAAGUGGGCACAUUGGGGUACGCAUUGCACGGGCUGUCUGUCCGCUACUACCCAUUAUGUGUUGCAAUUCUUAUAAUCCCUAUGGGAAUGAUUCAGCUUAUAAAAUACUUGGUACCGUUUUCUGUUGUGGCAAACGCACUUAUGUCAGUCGGGACCUUAGUGCUAUUUUAUUUCGUGUUUACGGACGAUAAUGGGCGCAACCCGCUCAACCCAGAAGAAAUGGCCAAAAUGGUGGUGUGGCCGAUUGCCAGAUGGACUUUGUUUGCCGGAAGUGCCCUAUGCUCGAUGGAGGGCGUCGGAAUGCUGAUGCACAUUGAAAACUCUAUGAAAAAACCCCUCGAACUAGCUGGACCACCGGGAUACACACUACACUGGUCAAUGUUGAUCAUUGUCUUGCUGAACGGUGCGUUGGGAUUUUUCGGCUACAUACGAUACGGAGAAAGGUGCUUAGGAAGUGUACCACUCAACUUACCAUCAGACAACAGUCUUUCAGAGUGCGUAAAAAUUGUUGUUACGUUGGGCAUACUGAUGACCUACGGCCUUCAGCUGACCGUCACUGCUGACCUCGUAUGGCAGUGGCUGUUGAGAAGGUCGGAUGCAAACGUUUCUACGAAAGGUGGAUCGGACACUGCACAAGAAGUGAACAAUAAAAAUAAAUACAAUAUUAUGAGAUUCUCACUGAUAAUCGGUACCGUUAUUGUGGCGACAGUGGUGCCGGAUGUCGGCCCCAUGAUUUCUCUAGUGGGUUCUGUUGGUUUUUCGGUCCUAGGUCUACUGAUACCCGCAGCACUUGAAACUGUGUGGUAUUGGGACCUACAGAGUGAGGACGACUCUUUUGAAGAACUAGCUGAUGCCGAUGUCGAAUUGAACCAAAUCGGAUUGGCGUCAUCAACGGCUUUGACAUCAAGGGUUGACAAUUGGAAAGAGAGAAAAAUCGCCGUCAAAAGAAAAUUAAGGCACAUAAAAAAUGUUAUUUACGUGAUAUUAGGAUUGUCCGCGCUGGGCGGCGGGGCCUUUUACAACUUAAAAGAAAUGUUUACUCCUGCCCCAGACCAUACGUCAUAA
This is a messenger RNA of Macrosiphum euphorbiae (potato aphid), 1638 nucleotides long. The record is from the annotation of a GenBank genome assembly. Lineage: Eukaryota; Metazoa; Arthropoda; Insecta; Hemiptera; Aphididae.